Epinephelus lanceolatus (giant grouper) is the source of this 3841-nucleotide messenger RNA. RefSeq names its product potassium voltage-gated channel, subfamily G, member 3 (gene kcng3). Lineage: Eukaryota; Metazoa; Chordata; Actinopteri; Perciformes; Serranidae. The record is from RefSeq and is a predicted model, not a curated record. Gene Ontology annotation, cellular component: voltage-gated potassium channel complex; membrane. Gene Ontology annotation, biological process: potassium ion transmembrane transport; action potential; protein homooligomerization. Gene Ontology annotation, molecular function: protein binding; delayed rectifier potassium channel activity.
CUGGCUACAGAGGGAGAAGAGGAGUGAGGGACAGAGGGUAGAGUUUCCAUCAGCCACGGAGCUCAGCGCAGGGCCAGCUCCACUUAGAGGGAACCACGCCCCGGGGGACAGGGGAGACUGUGGCCCCCAAAGUGUCCAAACUCCUGUUAUGGAAGGGGGGUGGACCGUGAAGAUGAGUUUUAGUUAGGUUACAGGUUGACAAGAUGAAGUUCGGGAAGAGCAUCUGCGUACUCAACGUAGGGGGAACCCGGUACGCCUUCACCCGUGAGGUGAUUAGGGAUUUCCCUCUCCGGCGCGUCAGUCGCCUGCAUACCUGCGCAACCGAGAAAGAGGUUCUUGAACUGUGCGACGACUACGACCGGGACCGGAAUGAGUUUUUCUUUGACCGCCACGCGCAGGCUUUCGUGUUCAUCAUGCUGUACGUGCGCUCGGGUAAACUCCGCUUUGUCCCCGGAGUGUGUGAGCUGUCCUUCUACACAGAGAUGCUCUACUGGGGGCUGGAGAGCGCGCACUUGGACUCCUGCUGCCAGAAACGCCUGGACGACAGGAUGUCCGAGAUCGGACUGGACACUCUGUCCGAGGUGGACAUCGGAGUGUCUGGGGACGAGUCCCAGAGCUCGAACGAGCCGGUGCAAGUGACUGCGCUCACCGGCCGCGCUAAAUGGCUCGAGAAGAUGCGCCAGACAUUCGAAGAGCCCAACUCUUCCAUUUUGGCGCAGCUGUUGGCUUCGGUGUCUGUGAUCUUUGUGAUCGUUUCCAUGAUCAUGCUGUGUGCCAGCACCCUGCCGGACUGGGAUACAGCCAAGAGAAAUACAGUGGAGGAGCACAGGAUAGUGGAGGCCGUGUGCAUCGGCUGGUUCACAGCGGAGUGCAUAGUGCGUUUUCUGGUGGCCAGAAGCAAGUGGGACUUCCUCCGCCGGCCGCUGAACAUCAUCGAUGUGAUUGCCAUCACCCCCUACUAUGUCACCAUGGCGAUGGCCCGAGCAGGGAUGCCGGGUGCCGGGCUCGGGGUUGCUGGGGUGAUACUGCGGGUGCUGAGGAUGAUGCGAGUGUUCUGGCUCAUGAAGCUGGCCAGACACUUCCUAGGCCUGCAGACACUGGGGCUGACGCUCACACGCUGCUACCGGGAGAUGGUCAUGCUGAUGGUGUUUGUCUUUGUCGCCAUGGCGAUAUACAGCGCUCUGGCCCAGCUGCUGGAGCACGGCUUGGACUUGGGGACGCAGAACCAGGAUUAUGCCAGCAUCCCGGCAGCGGCCUGGUGGGUCAUCAUUUCCAUGACGACAGUGGGGUACGGGGAUGUGUACCCAGUGACAAUCGGGGGACGGGUGCUCGGGGGGAUGUGUGUAGUGAGCGGCAUUGUUCUCUUGGCACUGCCCAUCACAUUUAUCUACCACAGUUUUGUACAGUGCUACCAUGAACUCAAACUUCGCUCCGCCAGAUAUGCACGCAGCCUGACAGUGGAGUUACUGCAGUGAACAUGCAUUUACUGUACACCGAUCAGCCACGACAUUAAAACCACUGACAGGUGAAGUGAGUAACUUUUAAAGUCAGCAGUGUCCUGCUGGGAAACCUUGAGUCCUGGAAUUCAUGUGGAUGCACCUUGUCAUGCUCCACCUACCAAAAUACUGUUACAGAGCUGGUACACCCCCUCAUGGUAAUAGCACUCCCAGACAGCGUUGGCCCCCCAGCAGAACGACACGCCAUGACACACCACAAAAACUGUUCAGGAAUGGCUGAAAGAGCCCAAGGCAUCGUCCUGGCCUCCAACUUCUCCAGAUCCCAAUCUGAUUGAGCAUCUGUGGGACAUGCCGUUUACCCAAAUGUACACCCGAUCUACGGUUGGGCCUCUUUGGAUCAGAAUUGGCUCUGACCUGUCAAGGCAUGGACACAGGACCUCUGCGGGGUGUCCUGUAGUGUCUGGCAUCAAGGUGAUGGCAGCAGAGUCUUUUGGGUCGCAAGGUGAGGCACCAUUAUAUCUCACAGAUGCUCGAUUAGAUCGAUGGGUCGAUGCCUUGACCUCUUUGUCAUGUUCCUCGGGCCAUUCCUGAGCAGUUUUUUGCAGUGUGGCAUCAUGCUUUCUACACCGGCUGGGGAUUGUCGUUGCCAUGAGGGGGAGUACUUGGUCUGCACUGGUGUUUGGAAGAGUGGAGCAUGUCAGGUGGUACCCGUAUGAAUGCCAGGAUCCAAAGUUUUCCAGCAGAACAUUGCGCUGUAAGAGAUGAUCAAUGUUAUUCACUCCACCCGUCAGUGGUUUUAAUGUUGUAGUUUAUCAGUAUACACCAAAAUACCUUUGGCUCUGCCUUCAGCAGAGAGAAAUACAACAAACAAGUGGACCCAUUGUGAAAUAAUGAUCGACUUUCAGCCUUGCCCUGUUUCCUGCCUGAGCUGCACCUGAUUUUAUUUGGCCUGUCUAGUUCCUGCCUGUUGUGUUGAUGAUCUCCAAUGAUUGUCCUCAACCAGCAUGCGCCUGUCUCCUUAACAACGCUACUUGGACAGAAGAAUAGGAAUACACAAAUAAUUAUUUAUUAAACACACACAGGCGCAGUCAAUCCAGUUUUGACAGCGGCUGCUGUUUACACUGUAUUCCCAUGGUUACAACAUUGGCAGAGACGGCUGCCUUUUUGUGUGUGUGUGUGUGUGUGUGUGUGUGUGUGUGUGUGUGUGCUGCAUCCAGUGCUGUGUGUGUUUAUUUGUCUGGCCAUCAGCCUUUCACUUUGUCUAAGCUUUGCACCCAGAUGGUACAAGUUACACAAGAUUGAUGUGUGACCUAGAUGCAUUCUGUUAAACCUGUGAAAUAUGGAGAGGGAGUGAACAAGUGAGCGCGAGGUGGGGAGGCAGAAGGGGGUACGCAGAGGGCUUAGUGUGCAAGAGGGGCUUAAGCCAGGGGUAAUGUAAUAUAGAGACAGGUCAGCGUGGACUACAAGGUGGCAGACGAAUAAAAGGCUGACAGAUAUGACAGCACAGAUGGAGUGUGAAAUGGAGGAUAAAAGAUUCUGGGACAAAAAUGACACGAGAUGACAGUGCGGAGCAACCCCGAGCACACAGAAUGAAAAGACAGAGGGUGCAUCACUUCUCCAUUUGUGAGCGAAUGUAAGGCAUUUUGUGUUCCUGCGUCUCCACGGCAACCUCCAUCCUCCAACAUGUCAAUCAUAAAGGUGGUUGAUUUUGUGCGCACACAAAUAGGCCCUGUCCACGCACACACCUCCUGGCUGGCACGCAGCAUUUUUGUUUAUUGCGGUUUAUUGGGAAAAUCACAGCACAGGAUUAUGACAUUUCUGGAGGAGAAAAAAAAGAGAAAGAGAGCAGAAAAAAUGAACAUGAUGGUUCUGACAUUCAUGAUGCAGACAUGUUUGCACCGUUCAUGAUUUGCCAAGAUGAUAUGAUUUGUUAAAGAGACACAUGAUCCAAACAAACAAGUCAACACCUCUCCCACACAACAGUCUUUCUCUGCAUCUCCUCUCUUCAUCCUCCUGUUGCCAUCAACCAUCCUCUUCUUACACACACACACACACACACACACACGCACUCUUCUGUUGCAGAAAUUAUUAAUGAGUCUGUUCGUUAUCUGUCAGCCCUUCACAGUCUACAUGUGUUAUUUCCUCAUAAGCUUUGAGCCUUGUAUGAGUUUAGUAUAUACUGUAGACAGCACAUGGCUCUCAUUAUUGUUGUUGUGUUAUCAGUGUGCUUUUUACGUAAUCCCAAAAUUGGCAUAAAGUGGCAUAGCUUUAUAGCCCAGUGAAUUUUUGGCCAGGCCUGGCUGAAACCAUCAAUCGAAAUUUUUUUUUCAUCUAUGAACUUGUAAUUAAUGUGAUUAAUGUACGGGCUUUUAUAAUAAAUUCAU